AUGUGGACGAGAGCAAACACAAUUCACCCCCAACGAACCGAUUCAACGUGGUCCGCGACGUAUUACGAGCAAGAACGAGAGCGGCGGAGUAAAUCCGAGCGAUGGUAUCGCCAGAUCCGACCGGCUUCAGUCGGUGCCUACCUCGCUAUCAUUGGGAGGAUCGUGGUGGCGCCACUGAUGAUGUUGUUCGUCUUUGUGUUCACGGAUUACCUCACAACCGGGACGUUUCUAAUCGAGGCCAAGGACAGCUACUUCGCCUUCAGUGAAAUGGACCUCGUCAUGUCUGGCGGGUGCACGCCGUGCCACAUUGAGUGCAAGAAGGUGUAG
This is a messenger RNA of Phytophthora sojae, 327 nucleotides long. RefSeq lists its product as hypothetical. The record is from RefSeq and is a predicted model, not a curated record. Lineage: Eukaryota; Oomycota; Peronosporomycetes; Peronosporales; Peronosporaceae. The transcript has a single exon. The coding region runs from base 1 to 327 and encodes 108 amino acids.